AGCGCCCGUGCCCGCGGCGGCCGCCCCGGCCCAUGCCCCCGGGGGGAAGGGGGGCUGCAGCAGCCCGGCGAGCCGCCCACCCGCGCAGCGGGGGCAUCGCCCCCACUCGCCGCUCCUGGGAGGGCGGAAAGGAGGCAGCGGCGGCGGCGGCGGCGCCGGCAUUGUGCGCGGCGGAUCGCAGGCCCCGGCGGCGCGGGGCUCGCCUGCCUCCCGCCCCAGCCCCAUGAACCAGCCGGACGGCUCCGCUCCGGCGGCGGCGGCGGCGGCGGGAGCGCAGGCCGACGAGAGCAACAGCACUGGGAGGAGGAGCUCUUCCAGCAGGGAGUGUUUGAAGAGGAGCCCACGGAGCCCAAAAGCAGAGGGCUCCGAUUCAGUGACAUCUCAGUCCUCACCCAGUGAAGAGGCUGGAAUGAUGACUGAGGUGAAGGUGAAAACAGAGGUACCAGAUGACUACAUCGAAGAGGUGAUCUGGCAGGAUGACGCCAAAGAUUCGAAGAAGAAUAUAAAAGAUGGGCCAGGAGACGUGCCAGCAGAGAUCUGCGUGGUGAUCGGUGGGGUUCGCAACCAGCAGACGCUCGGAUCUUAUGAGUGUGGAAUAUGUGGGAAGAAAUACAAGUAUUACAACUGUUUCCAGACCCAUGUGCGAGCGCAUAGAGACACUGAAGCUGCCUCAGGUGAAGGAGCCUCACAAGGCAACAACUUUAGGUACACGUGUGACAUUUGCGGGAAAAAAUAUAAAUAUUAUAGCUGCUUCCAAGAGCACAGAGACCUGCAUGCCGUGGAUGACCCCUAUGACCAGGCCGUCAUAGCAGCAGAUGAAGUGAAGGAGGAGGAGCCGGAACCGUUCCAGAAGAUUGGUCCAAAAACUGGCAAUUACACCUGUGAAUUCUGUGGCAAGCAGUACAAAUACUACACUCCAUACCAAGAACACGUGGCGCUGCAUGCACCUAUUAAGUUCUCUCGAUCUCCACUCUUCGUGGCAGUGAAGACACAGGGGAGCCAAUCCAGCAAAAAAACACCGUCUUCAAUAAACCGAUGUUCUACCCUCCUGCACCGCACCCCCUCCGGUGUCCCACCGGCAUCCCAAUCCCAGAUGUUCCGCGCUCCAAAUUCUGGAUCCCCAGGAAGCAAGGCUAUCACAGCAGAAAGUGCUUUCAGCAGGAGAGUGGAAGGCAAAGCGCAAAACAACUUUGAAGAAACAAACAGCAAUUCUCAGAACUCCAGCGCUGUUCAUUCGGGGACAGAAAAACCUAAAGAAAAGAGAUGUAAGCAGAACCCAUCAGAGCCUUACACCUGUGGAGCUUGUGGAAUCCAGUUCCAGUUUUAUAACAAUCUCCUGGAGCACAUGCAGUCCCAUGCAGCUGACAACGAGAACAAUAUUGCCUCUAGCCAGCCCAGAUCACCUCUAGCUGUUGUUGAAGAAAAGUGGAAACCACAGCUCCAAAGAAAUAACACCAACAAUACAUCUGCAAGUGGUUCAGUAGGGAACAGCGCGAUCCCGGAGAAGGAGCGGCAGAACAUUGCCGAGAGGCUCCUGAGGGUGAUGUGCACUGACCUUGGGGCUCUGAGCGUGGUGAGUGGGAAGGAGUUCAUCAAGCUAGCGCAGACCCUGGUGGACAGUGGAGCUCGCUAUGGUGCCUUCUCAGUCACCGAAAUUCUUGGCAAUUUCAACACACUGGCUCUGAAGCAUUUGCCUCGGAUGUACAACCAAGUGAAGGUGAAAGUCACCUGCGCCCUGGGCAGCAAUGCCUGCCUGGGCAUCGGUGUCACUUGUCACUCACAGAGCAUUGGCCCUGAUUCUUGCUACAUCCUGACAGCUUAUCAGGUGGAAGGCAACCACAUCAAGAGUUAUGUCCUGGGAAUUAAGGGUGUAGAUAUUCGAGAUAAUGGUGAUUUUAUCCACCACUGGGUACAGAACGUGCUCUCAGAGUUUGUGAUGUCGGAGAUCAGGACAGUGUACGUCACAGACUGCAAAGUCAAUUCCUCUGCGUUCUCCAAGGCAGGCAUGUGCUUGCGUUGUUCGGCCUGUGCCUUGAACUCAGUAGUGCAGAGUGUGCUGAAUAAGCGAACACUACAGGCUCGCAAUAUGCACGAAGUGAUCGAGCUCCUGAAUGUCUGUGAAGAUUUGGCAGGAUCCACGGGCCUCUCAAAGGAGACCUUUGGCUCCCUGGAGGAGACCUCUCCCCCACCCUGCUGGAACUCAGUCACUGACUCCCUCCUGCUUGUCCACGAGCGCUAUGAGCAGAUCUGCGAGUUCUACAGUAGGGCCAAGAAGAUGAACCUCAUCCAAAACCUGAACAAACACCUGCUCAGCAACCUGGCAGCUAUUUUGGCGCCGGUGAAGCAGGCGGUAAUUGAGUUGAGCAACGAGAGCCGGCCCACCUUGCAGCUGGUACUGCCCACCUACGUCAAACUGGAGAAACUGUUCACUUCCAAAGCUAACGAUGCUGGCGUAGUCAGCAAACUCUGCCACCUCUUCUUGGAGGCGCUGAAGGAGAACUUCAAAGUUCAUUCAGCACACAAGGUAGCCAUGAUCCUAGACCCUCAGCAGAAGCUGCGGCCCGUCCCACCAUACCAGCACGAAGAGAUCAUUGGCAAGGUCUGUGAGUUGAUUAAUGAGGUGAAAGAGUCCUGGGCAGAAGAAACAGAAUUUGAACCUUCAACCAAGAAGCCCCGGGCAGCAGGGGAAGCCACAGCAGCUCAGGAAGAAGAUUGGUUCGGGAAAAAUGAAGUCUAUGAUUAUUUGCAAGAACCUCUCUUCCAGGCCACCCCUGACCUGUUUCAGUACUGGUCGUGUGUUACCCAAAAGCAUACAAAACUAGCCAAGCUAGCCUUUUGGCUCUUAGCAGUGCCUGCUGUUGGUGCCAGAAGCGAAUGUGUAAAUAUGUGUGAGCAGGCUCUCUUAAUCAAAAGGAGACGGCUACUCAGUCCAGAAGACAUGAACAAACUCAUGUUUUUGAAGUCCAACAUGCUUUAAGACUGUCUUUUAAUUAAAACAAAACUUUAAAACACUGUUCCAAACAAAGAAAAAGAAUUUUAAGUUCUAAACACUGUGGACCUCAUUAUGAAUGCCCCUGGAAACCAAGUGCUUUUUUAUAUAUAUAUAAAAAUAUAAAUAUAUAUAAAAUUAAGUUUGAGAGGAAAGCUGAGCACGUGAGAGAGACAGCCCUCUGCCAGGAACGUGCUCCUUUCCAUAGAUAGUGUGUGGACUUGACAGACUUUCUAAUGUUUUCAAGUGGGCAGACCAAUGGGAGGCUGAUGUUCUAAAGUCUUCAGGCAGCUGAGAUCUAAAGUGACUUGAAGUUUCUUUUGUUUCUCCUCCACCCCACCUUUCCUCUUGUCCCCUGGGCCAUCUUGCCAUGGAUAAUCAGACUACAUUGAACAGACCAGUUCUUCACUGGACUUUGCUCCUUUGAAUAACUGUACACCUUGAGGGCAUUUGCCUGCAGCCUUCUUGACAUACGGUGCAUGUUAUCAGGGCAGCUGUGUUUUACGAACACCAGUAUCUUUAGAAAUCAGGAAGGGAGACUCUAAGAUUGUUUUUAUUAUUAUUUUUAUUUUAACUUUUUCAUAUAGGGUUUUUCCAAAAAAAACAAAAGUUACUCUUCUGUCUCCACUCCCAGUUUUGAGUUUAACUUGUUAGCUAGUGAUUACAAGUUUGAUUUAAAACUAAGAGAAAUGAUUCAUGGCAGAAAACAUCUGUAAUUGUUAUGUUUCUUGGAUUAUUUUUUUUUUACAGCAUACCUUCUUUUCUGAAUUCCCAGUGUAAAUUAGCUUCUCUGUGAAUUCUGUACAUCAGGGGUUCUCAAAUUUGUUCACAGAGUAGCCCAUUUAUGAUUAAAUAAUAUCCUUAUGGAAGCCACAGCUGUUGCUUAUAUGGAAAAGCUAGAAACCAGGACAAGCAAGCAGGCGGUUACAACACAUACAACACAUGUCUUUGGCCAUCAGCAAGCUUGCCAGCGUUUGCCAGCUGCCAUUGAGAACCCUUGUACCUAAAUUUUUUGUAAACCUUCCCACUACACACACUCAAAAUAGCCUUCACAAGGCCAAGGACAAACCAAGGUGUAUGAUUUUUCAGGGGAACAAAGAUCAUCAGUUCUGUCAAACUAGGGUUUGAAGGAAGCUUAGAGAAGCGCAUGGGCUCAAAGAUCCUUCUGAAUGUAAGUGCUCCUGAUUGAGUGCGAUGAAUAUCUUCCUGUUUUAUUUGGAAUGGUUUCCUCUAGUAGCACGAAUGUCUUUUUAAUACCUACAGUGCAUUACACUACUUGUUAUGUUGUUGAAUCGUUCUGGCUAGGAAGGCCAUCGGCCCUUAAAUGUUCACACUUACUGGCUCACCCCGAAUGCAAUUAGAGAUCAUCGUCACGCAGAAACAUCUCAGUCACUCUGCUGUCCACCAAGGCCAGUGCUCUGCCGUGUCCGAUUCCCGUAGGCACAGCUCAUGGGCUGCUAGACAAGAUCUCUGCAAGCUGUCAGAGUUGGUGCCUCUUGGACAAUUCCUGACUUCUGGUGCCAAACUGUUAAUUUUUCAUCACUGCGACUUGUAUCCCAGAGGCAAAUUGAAACAAAUUCUUAUUUUUGAAGCAUUCUCUCCUGCUUCCAGUAGUGUCCUCAGGAGCUGCAGCCACAGUGGCAGUGGAGCAGCAGCGGUGGCGUGGGAGGACGGAUGGGGCAGGGUCCAGGGACAGGCUGGAGGCUGGAGCCCUCAAACAGCGCAGCGGUGUUUCUGGUUGCUGGUGAUGCAGUGGUAAGAUCGGGGGCCCUUUUUGGAAUGCUGCUGUUGAACAGACAUUCAACCAAGAUCCCACCUGCCCAUCUCUGGUUGAAUUAGAAGUUGCACGUCACAGGACAUGAGAAAUGGCAGGGCCAGUCAGCUAGCUCGCAGCUCAGCCCACCCGGCCUCGGGUUUUGUGUUCAGACACAGAACCCAGGAACUAAUGGACAGCUUCACUGCCACGGGGCUCAGACGGGGAACAGUUUGCAUGCUAGAGACCUUCCCUAGAUCAAGGUCACCGACGAUGGCUCUUUGUACCCCAGUGUCUUGCCCCAGAAUGACUCUUGCCCUUCUGAGCCUGGAAACAGGACUUACUGUAGCCUGAGUACAGAGCUUAGGUUGACAGCACCUCUCGGCACUAUUAGUGGCCUCAGGGCAAAACUAGUUCUCUCUUAAAUCUGAGUUUUGCAUAUGGAUAACUUAAAAUAUGUAGUCCACAACCCCACCGGCAACUGCAGAGGUAGCAGCAGGUGAAGAUGAGCAGCCAAGGCGGAGGCACUUGAAGAUCUGAUUUCUCUGGCAAUGGUUUUUGCAAACAGGUGCAGGUCGCAGGGCCAACGUUUCUUCUUUCUGGUUUUAUUUUCCCCCAGACAAAUCCUGCCCACCCAGCCACUGUCUGGGCCCGCAGUAGCAUAUCUAUUUGCGCUUGCAGUGCAGGAGGAGCCUGUAACAAACAAAAACUAAGUCUCAGACUAAAACCAAACAAAAAUAAAUAAUUCAGCAGGUGCAAAGUGUGCCAAUUAUGAAGUAUUUGUGCCUGCUGCAGGUUCCACUGAAAAACACAAUGGAUCCUGCAGCAAGAAAACUGGGCUGAAGGGACAAGUCCAAAGCAAGAUUAGCUUUUGAGGCUGCAGAGCUCAGCGGACAGGCAGAAGCGGGACAGGAUUUGUACUGCUUUUUCCAAAUGGUGUGCUACACCUUUUUGCCUGGUUUGCCUGAGAUUCUAAGAGCUGCUCACAGGCUCUUCAGCACUCAGGCAAAGGUGUGACAGCUACUUGUUCCUUUCAGAGAGUUCCAAACCCAGCACUUCUUUGCUGUGGGACAGGCUGCUAACUGCCAUGGGAUCUGCCAACUCAGGCUCGUUGUGUCUGUCUGCCAGGCAUUAGGAUAGGGAAGUGGACCAACAAGAACUUACCACAGGUUUAAAGCCCCAGAACUGAGGUAAAAUUGCAGUCAUUUGUGCAAACAUUUAAUGCCAGGCUGUCCAGCAGUGAGCUGGACCAGGGCUACACAACCAGGGCAUGUGGGUGGAGAGGCCAGCGCCACCUGUAGUUCCUCUUCUCCUUUUUACAGUCUGAUGUGGCAUCAGAUCUGGAGCUUUUCUGCUGUGGUGACCAAAGAGGGACUGAUGGGCCCUCUCCCCAGUUAGCAGCUGCCAAAUCCACAGUUAUCAUUGCACUAAUGCCAAGAGGGAUCUAAGCAAACAUACAGCAAUGUCUGGCAGAUGAGAUUCUCACAAAGACUUAAAAACUCAAUAGUAGCUGAAAAAAAGCAAAACAAAAUCUAAUGGAGCAAUCUGGAAAGUCUGGGUGAGAAGAGAAGCUGGUUGGCCAGCCCUUCUCCAGCAGGUCAGUGGAAGAGGCCACAGCUUUUCAUGAGACUUCAGAAGGUCAUAGGGUGUUCUGCUCAGAGGAGCUCUUAGUGCUGGGCCUGCCCAUGGGCUGACUUGUGUCUGAUGUUCCUUUGCCUCUUUGAAAGGAGGGAAGCACAUCUGGAGCAUGCGGAUUUACUCUAAAGUUACUCCAAAUGCCAAGGUUUUGCUCCUAUUUCUCCUUCCCUCCUUAGGACUCAGAUGUGCAUUCUAGGGAGUGUAGAUACACUACCACGGUCUGAAUUUUGGAAGCUCUUAUUUGCCAGGUUAUUGGCAUCAGCUCAGUGGUAGCUCUCUGUACAGAGCAGCAGUUGUGCUGUGAGGAGUCCUGCCUGUCCUGUGCUGGGAGACAGGAGGAGAGAGGCCCUCUUGGGUUUGGCCAGAGCUGUUCUGCUCCCUGUGGGCUGGGAAAAGUCCUCACAGUUGGGAUCAUCCUGUGGUAGGUCAUGCUGGGAAUUGUCUUCUGCUUCUUCUGUUUCCUAUACUUGCACUUGAGAAAGAUGU
Cygnus atratus (black swan) is the source of this 6866-nucleotide messenger RNA. RefSeq names its product zinc finger protein 618 (gene ZNF618). NCBI's taxonomy places the organism in Eukaryota, Metazoa, Chordata, Aves, Anseriformes, Anatidae. The coding region runs from base 224 to 2977 and encodes 917 amino acids. The transcript has 14 exons. Gene Ontology annotation, molecular function: protein dimerization activity. The record is from RefSeq and is a predicted model, not a curated record.